Molecule: messenger RNA, 1065 nt
Organism: Penicillium taxi
Lineage: Eukaryota; Fungi; Ascomycota; Eurotiomycetes; Eurotiales; Aspergillaceae
Exons: 1
Coding region: 1-1065 (354 amino acids)
Source: RefSeq, a predicted model, not a curated record
AUGUGGACUUUUACGAUGUUAAUCAAGAGAUUAACGAUGCCAGAAGACGACGAAAGUAGCUCGCUCUGGGACAAAAAUCCGAAUCAAGUUAUAGAGACAGAGAGUAGUUCGUCUACGGUCACAUCACCGAUUGAACCGAGUAUUCUAUAUCCAUCGACUCCAACUUCUGAUUCAACUUCAAUCUCGAUAACAUUGGCUACAACGACUCCAUUCCCCGAUACGCCUGAAUUGCCCAUAUCUACAUCAACUACAUCACAACAACUUGAACCUUCUGCCAUAGCCCAACAAACAACAAAUACUUUCAGCCCCUCAUCUCAAAAAACUCCAAAUGCUACCUCGUCCCAAUCAACCACUUCAAUCUCAUCGGAAAAAACCACGACUUCCACGGCCACAUCGACUGCAGAUGCAGCCAGUGCAGCACCUGGCGCUUAUUCAGGCGGAGGCUCCACAACUAACAAAUUGGCCAUCGCACUCCCGAUCGCCAUUGUGGGGGUCCUGGCCAUCCUAGCAUUCGCUUUCUUUGCUUUACGCCGCCGUCGACGUCACCGGAAUGCACUGCCUUCGUACGAGUUCGCCAAAAGUCAGACUACAGCCAUGUCGGCGUCGGAGUUAGUCUCCGUUCCGAGGACUGUAGAUCGGGAGCCUGUUGUAUCGGAGUUGCCUCGGUUGCCUGUGCUUAAUAUUCCUGUCAAUGUUCCUGAUGAGCGGAGGAGUGAAAUGGGUUCUGCUUUGACACCCGCUUCUGCCUCCACGCCGAAUGAUGCUCAAGUGGGCGUUGCUGUCGCUGUGCCUGUAAAUCAUCGACUUAGCACGACUACACAGGAUAUGCAUCGAACAAGUCGGCCCUUGUCCGUUCCUGGAGCUGCUGUAAUGCCUGUUCCUGAGACUGGUACUGAAACUCGUUUACUUUCGAAUGGUGGUCAUGGUCAUGGCCGUGAUGAUGAUGCCGUCUCGGUUAUUUCGGAUGAACAGAGAGGUGAUCAUGACUUUGAUGAUAUGUCUUCUGUAUCGUCAUUUAAUGAUGAUGAACAUGCUGGGGGAGAUCACAAUCUUCCGUUCCAUUGA